AACGAGGCACACAGCACGGUGCGCGCUUACAGCGAAAUCGUUUCAGCCUGAGCCAGUUCAAAGUGUCAAUGUGUAUUUUUAGGGCAGCUCAAAAUGUACAGUAUAUAAAGCAAGCAGCGACUCUGUACAAGAGUCAGAUAUUUGGUAGAAACCAAUACGAGAACAGUCGAGAUUAAUAUACGACAAGAAAGAAUAUUACGAUAUUAAUUGGAUAUAAAGGUUAAAGAUGAAAUUAUUGGUGAGUUUUUGAAAAAGGAUUAUUUUCUAUUACAUUUUUACUUCAUUUUGUGCUAUUUUGUAACUGUGAAUUGCCAAAAUUAUUACAACACAUUCGUGUAGCUCCGUAAUAAAUGUAAUAUGUAACCAGUUCUGUGCCGGGUUCGUGGUCAGCUCAAAAAGAAAAGAAAAAAACCCAGUCGACUUAAUUAUCAACAUGACUAUAAAUACCAUACCACACAAGGCACACAAUCACGAUCAAAUAUUUCUACGGCGCAAAGCUACAUGUCGAUAUGAUCUAAUGCCCUUUAGAUCAAGUAUAUUACGCUUACCUUUAAUUACUGACUUAGCCCAGACAAACUGUUAGAAACUCACCUCAUGCACGUAAAGCCUUUAAGGUUCUGUAAAGAACAAUAUCAGAACAAAUUAGCCAGGUCAACUAAACUAAAUAUUCAAAGAUUAUUUUAGUUUUUAACUAAUAUAACUAAUUCGAUAGAUAUAUUUGUUGAUAGGUAUAGCUAUGUUUAAUAUUGUGUGAUUGUAAUGCAUGUCAGUUAAUGCCUGUAAUCUUUGCACGUAAAUGAUGUAUUAAUGUAAUUUUAGAGGACCAGAUUGGAAAGAAGUGGUAGCUUUAUCUGUUAAAGUGCCUAUAUCAUGGUUUUGGAGUUUGCAUAUCUCGAAAGUUUAGGGUAUUUCAAGACACUUUGCAAUAUAUUUUGUAAUUGAAAAAUUUCAUCUUGAUGGAUUUAUUAGCUCUUAAAGUUAACGGACAUGACGUCAAAAGGAAAAUUUUGUUCCAAUGAUAAUAGGAAAACUGAUUUGCAAUUCUCCUUUUGACGUCAUGUCCGGUACGUAACUUUAAGAGCUAAUAAAUCCAUCAAGAUGAAAUUUUUCAAUAAGAAAAUAUAUUGCAAAGUGUCUUAAAAUACCCUAAACUUUCAAGAUAUGCAAACUCCAAAACCAUGAUAUAGGCACUUUAAUCCUCGUUAAAUAACUGAGUGGUAUUAUUAUUACUAUUAUUAUUAGACUAUUUUAUAACCAACCCUGUCAACUUUCCUAUGAAUGGGAGGAAACCGGAGAAAACCCACGACUUUCGGCAGAACGUUGACUGACUCUUUUCACAUCAGUCCAUAAAGGCAUACCGUGCAUGCAAUACCACAUCAUAGAACACCAUAGCAUAUUAUACCAUGCAUUCAAGAAAUUUCUUGAAUACUGUUUAAAGCUGCCUAAUUUUUUCUAUAGUUUAUAACAACGAUUCUCCUUUUCCUGAACGGAUGGCAACUUCAGACUGAAGCGAAGUCAAAUUGCAGGCGUCCUUGGACACAACGUCCUCCAACCGUUCAAUACCUACGAAAACGCUAUGAUCUUUUGAUAAAAUUCCAAGUUUCCCCAACGGGAUCCAAGGAUCCGACCGGCUAUCCGAGUAAAGGUAACUGUCGCUGGACCUACGUCAACGACUACGACGCGAAUAGAAUCCCCAGUACACUGGCCAAGGCAGAAUGCAGCAACUGUCCGCCUGAUUGUACAGCGAGAGGAUACUGGCAUAUGGUGCUCGAAAGAAGAUGUGACAAGAAAACAUGGGAACAUGUUUGGGUGAAGACGCAGGUGAAGUUACCAGUCGCUUAUGUUUACAAAGCAUCUUCUAAAUAAUUAUUGAACUUGGACUUGUAUAGCCACUCAGCCAGACAGAGAAACAAAAAUUAUGGUAAACUUAUACCUUAUCGAGGGGCAAUAUGGACCUAUUACCUGAUGAACAAAAUUUUGAUCUAGACAAGUCUAGACAAAAAAUUCAUCACAGCUUGAAAGAGCAUCACAAAAUUAGUGAUAUUCCGAAGUUUCGUUGCGAAAUGUUGUAAAAUGCGGAUAAUAUAGCCCUGCGAAGUUUGCCGUUUUUCAGUCAUUUUGUAUUACGCACGGGAAAUUGAUACCUUUUUUUCAGAAGGCGGUAUCAAUUUCCUGUGCGUAAUACAAAAUGACUGAAAACGGCAAACUUCACAGGGCUAUAUUAUCCGCAUUUUACAACAUUUCGCAACGAAACUUCAGAAUAUUACUAAUUUUGUGAUGCUCUUUCAAGCUGUGAUGAAAUGUUUGUCUAGACGUCUCUAGAUCAAAAUUUUGUUCAUUAGGGAAUAGGUCCAUUCCAUUUUGCGUUCAUAUUGUACCCUGAAGGCGAGUAAGUAUUCUGUAUGUCGACGGCGUUAAAAUUUCUUGUGGGCUCCUGCCGACACGUUUUUCUUCGAACUUUGUAUUAAACUCUACUACAGUUAAUUUAAAAAUGUGAAAUUUCAAAUAGAUUUCUAACAAAAAUGACUUAAAUGAUCAUUUGACUGCUUGCAAUAAACUAUAUAUAUAAGACAUUUAAAUGGUUACCAGGGUUUUCAAGUUCUUCUUCAGUUAUGGGCUGUCGAAAGAGUGUUUUCAGACUGUUAUUUUUUGGCUUAUUUUUCACAUUUGGAACAGCAAUAACUCGAAAACCACUUUAUUUAAAUGUCUUAUAUGUAGUUUUCUGUAAGCUUUCUAAGUCAUUAGUAUUUACAUGCAUGCAUGUAAAAUUUUAUUUAAUGACGUUAACCUUGUCAAUAGCAGUAGUUGAUUUUCACUUUUUAACUGUAAUAGAGUUCAAUAGAAAAUUCGAAGAAUAACAUGACGGCAAGAGCCUAUACGAUAUUUUAACGUCGCCAACAUACAGAAAUGUACUUACUAGCCUUCAGGGCACAAGAUGAAAAAAAAUGGAAUUGCCCAUCGAUAUGGUGAUUUUUUUUCUUCUAUCUGCCUGACUAUUGAGUGUAUUUCAAUUUCAAACUCUAAUCUCAAAUUAAUUUAUAUCUAGAUCUAAUUUAAACUGCAUGACAAUAUAAAUUUAAAAUAUUUACUUGUACUUGAUUAAAUGUAAUUAAAUCUCACACACGAUUGUAAACAUAAUUAUGUAAUUUUUAUUAGUGGCAAAAUAAAUAAUUAUUCACUAUUCGUUAUAUGUAUAUCAAAUAAACUUGACGAUUUGUAAUCCA
This is a messenger RNA of Paramuricea clavata, 3224 nucleotides long. The record is from the annotation of a GenBank genome assembly. Lineage: Eukaryota; Metazoa; Cnidaria; Anthozoa; Malacalcyonacea; Plexauridae.